AUGGCGACGACGAUAGUGGAGACAUCAGAGAAUAGGAGGAGUGCAACGACACUGGCAAGUGGCAAGGGCGGCAAGGAGGGUGGCGCCGAAAGGAGAAGGAGAGUGAUGAUAGAGACGACGACGUCGGAGGGAGAAGGAGAGCGAUAGUAGAGACAACGUCAGAAGAGGGAAGAGCGGCGACACUAAAGAGCUGUCUGAGGAGGGAAGAGGCUAGCAAGGAGGAGAGCGGUGCGCCAAAUACCUAGGGCUCUGAUACUAUGUUGACACGAGAGAAGAAAACUUUGAAAUCUAUGUAGUCUCAAACGAUAGAAUACAUGAAUCCUAUAUAGGAGAGAGGAGAGAUGAGAGAGUGAGAUAGAUAAUGGGCCUUAAUGGGUCAGGAGUUCGAUGCCACUAUCAAACAACAUGUUAAUGUGAGCUUUUUGAAGUUUUCUUGUGAUCUUUCAAUCCUCUUUAUUUGAUAGAGAUACUCUCUAUUUUGGCACAUAUAAAGAUGUUAUAAUAUGUCUAAAGUGUCAAAUAUCAUGGAGAUGAUACUAUUUUAAUACAACUUUAAUAUGUAAUAAUUUAGAUCUUCAAUCAAACAUUAGUACAAGAAUAAUCAUUUAUGUUUGAUUUUUAUUUUUAUUUUUAUAAUAAAUUGUAAAUUAAAAACUAAACCAAUUUUGUCAUCCCUCAUAAAUCCCAAAAAUGAUGACAUUUGAAGUCCUUGUAAAGCUAGUGUGAGGUAUUGCGAAAAGUAAAUUCCUAUGUCACUAGUUUAAAUACAAACAAAGCUUUCUUGCUAGUUGUACAUUCAUAGUUGCAAUGAUAUUUGAAGCUCCAAGUGCCAUUGUUUAUUGAAUGUAAUUGACGUCAAAAUGCUAGUCUAUUAUCAUGUGAUAUGAGGCAAACAUUCACAAGUCAAAAACCAAAAGAACAAAUUAAUCAUCAAACUCCUAUAGUUAGCAUAGUUGCAAACUAGAAGAUAUCUUACAAUGAGGUGUCAUUUAUAA
This is a messenger RNA of Spirodela intermedia, 995 nucleotides long. The record is from the annotation of a GenBank genome assembly. Lineage: Eukaryota; Viridiplantae; Streptophyta; Magnoliopsida; Alismatales; Araceae.